Engraulis encrasicolus (European anchovy) is the source of this 2328-nucleotide messenger RNA. Its product is annotated as collagen alpha-1(V) chain. The record is from RefSeq and is a predicted model, not a curated record. The transcript is spliced from 26 exons. Gene Ontology annotation, cellular component: extracellular matrix. Bases 1 to 2328 code for a protein of 775 amino acids. Lineage: Eukaryota; Metazoa; Chordata; Actinopteri; Clupeiformes; Engraulidae.
AUGAAAGAGGUCAUUUCCUGGGUUCACCAGUUCUCAGUGGCCGUGUCUGACUCCCGGUGGCACUAUGUGUCUGUCGGCGUGUCCUCCAAGGCCCUGACGCUAUAUGUGGACUGCGUGCUGGUGGAGACGAUAAAGUGGGUCUACCCGUACAUGGGCAUCACCACAGAAGGACUCCUCACCGUGGGUGGCAUCCUGGAGGGAUUUGAAACACCGUUUGAAGGGGAGCUGAGGCAGAUGACCUUCCUGAUGGGAGACGCGGAUGCUGCCAGAGAUCACUGCAGCCUGUAUAGCACCGAGUGUGGCGUUGCAAAGACCCCGCGCUCCACACACAAGAAACAGGGGACCUCAUUCUCCUCCGUCGAUCCAGGGCUGGACCUCACAGAGAGCUCAACGGAUGACGGCAGCAGCCCCGUCGUGGUGCAGAAGACAGGGGGUUUGAGGCCCAGCAUCACAGAGACUAAUGCUCUGAUCCCCAACGUGUCCCCAGUCUUGAAUGUCAGCAGUGAGGUCGCUAAGCACAACCCUAAAUGGGAUCUACAGACCAUGGGCCAUGGGAACAACAGCCUCUUGCUGGAGAACCACAUUGAGUCCGCUAAGCCCACCGUAAUCACUACAAACAGCUUCGGUGAAAGAGGAACCAGUGACCGGGGGAUUCACACCUCCAUCAAACCGCUAAGCCCAAAGGUAAACGCAGACCGCAGAAUAACACAGACCAGGCCCUCAGGCGGCGGCAUCAUUGACCUGGACUCGCCCGGAACCUCCGCCAACGGAUUUGAGAAAUCCUCCUCUCAGCCCCCCACUAAAAGUCAACCCAAGUCAAACUCAAAUGCGCACUCCAACGCACUGCCUGAAGAGGAGCUGUUGCCGUCCACCCUUGACCCUGGGCCGGAAGGGACUGGGGAGAUAUACGAGGGACAGGGCAGGGGCCGGGGCACAGGGGGCGCCGGCACUAAGCAGACCAGCGUGCAGCCGGCCAAAGCACCAAAGCAUGGGGACGUGGUCACAGGUCGGGAUGGACGGCACUAUCGGCUGCUGAGGGGAGCGCCGGGACCAGCCGGGCCUUCUGGACGAACCGGAUGCAUUGGACGUGAAGGCCCUGAGGGAUUUAAAGGCGACAAGGGCUCUAUGGGUCCAGUGGGGCGAGAUGGGAUGCGAGGAGAUCCAGGUCCCCCAGGGUUUCCUGGCCUACCGACUCUCUAUCUGUGGAGGAACACCCCUGAGGAUUGGGCUGCGUUCAGGAAAACACCUCUUUUCCACGUGAUCAACGCAGGAUGGCCUAGAGAACAGGGCCCCCCUGGACCAAUUGGAGAGAUGGGGAAGCCUGGCCGCCCUGGUAUUCCAGGUGAGCCGGGCCAGAGAGGCAUACCUGGACGCAGAGGUGAUAUGGGCAGCUUCGGGCCGAAGGGGGUGAGCGGACGAGAAGGGAAAUCAGGGAGGGACGGAGAGCCGGGGCAGGACGGAGCUCCAGGGCAGCGCGGAUUACCUGGCCUGAAGGGCCCGCGGGGUGAGAAAGGAGACACUGCCCCUACUGGAGAGAAGGGGGAAGAGGGCUUCCCUGGGGUUCCUGGUGCUCGAGGUGAUAUGGGAAGAGAGGGAGAGAAGGGCUCCAUAGGAGAGCCAGGAUUAUCAGGACCCCUCGGUCCUCCUGGACCAAUCGGAGUUAGAGGCGUGGAGGGGUCUCCUGGCCCUCCAGGGCUAGAGGGUCCUCCUGGGCUCAGUGGCAGAAUUGGACCACCAGGGGCAGUGGGAGCCGCAGGAGUGACAGGAAUGGUUGGUCCCCAAGGGAUAAAUGGCUCAGAGGGUGAUACAGGACCUGCUGGUCCAACUGGACGCAAAGGCCCCAUGGGUCCAGUUGGCAUUGAAGGAUUCCGAGGACCUAACGGGCCCAGAGGACGACAAGGUUUCCCUGGCAUGGACGGGCCACAGGGGCUGAAAGGAGACAAAGGACCAGAGGGGCCAAUGGGGAACAGAGGCUUGCAGGGCGUUGAAGGGGCAAUGGGUUUGGCAGGAACUCCGGGCCUGAAAGGUUUCAGAGGGGACCCCGGCCUGAGGGGAGACUAUGGAGACAAGGGAGUUACUGGACCUAAAGGAGACAAAGGUCUCAAUGGUGUGCCAGGCAUCAUGGGACCUCAAGGGGAGAGGGGUCAGAUUGGCCCUCCUGGUCCGCCGGGUCAGAGAGGUCAGGCCGGUCCAACAGGAAAUCAGGGGCCAGAGGGUGACGCUGGACUCCAGGGAGGCGUUGGCAAGGAAGGACUUAAGGGUGACAGGGGGAUUCCUGGACCUGAUGGAGAAGGCGGACUGAAAGGGCCAAAGGUACUAUUUCUUUAA